Messenger RNA from Oxyura jamaicensis (ruddy duck), 568 nucleotides. It is a transcript of the gene MRPL57, whose product is annotated as mitochondrial ribosomal protein L57. Gene Ontology annotation, cellular component: mitochondrial ribosome. Gene Ontology annotation, molecular function: structural constituent of ribosome. Gene Ontology annotation, biological process: mitochondrial translation. The transcript has 2 exons. NCBI's taxonomy places the organism in Eukaryota, Metazoa, Chordata, Aves, Anseriformes, Anatidae. The record is from RefSeq and is a predicted model, not a curated record. Bases 94 to 405 code for a protein of 103 amino acids.
CGCCGCCAGCUCUCGCGAGCCGCGCCCGGCGCUCGCCGCACCGCCGCCAUCUUGUCGGGCGCCGCAGGGCCGGGGCAGUGCCCGAGGGGUACCAUGUUUUUAACAAAUGUAUUGCUCCGGAAGAGAAUUCCUGGAAAACAAUGGAUUGGAAAAUACAGGCAACCAAGAGUGGUUACCCUUUCAAUGAAGCAGGCAAUGAUCCGAAGGUUGGAAAUUGAAGCGGAGAAUGAGUACUGGCUGAGUCGACCGUACCUGACACAGGAACAAGAAUACAAUCAUAACAAAGAAGGGAGACGUGCAAAAUGGGAAGCUCUCAAAAACGUGAUGACAUCUAAGUUCCCUGAGCAUAGAUAUAUGAGUGAUCACUUGAACCACUUGAAUGUCUCAAAGAAAUGGACAUCUUAAAUAACAAGGUGUACUUGUAUUUGGCAUCUGUUGUGCACCACCACAAAAUAUCUUGUUGUACCUGUUACGGUAGCUUUGUAAUACAGUGUAAUAUGGGCAGAUAAGUGACACUUUGCUAUAGUAUACCAAAAUCUUACAUUAAAAGUAAUCCUACAGAACAGUA